ACGCCAAGAGGCAGCUAUGUAUGACAUGUUCAAGCAAACGAUCGAGCGCGUACACAUGAGGCCGUUCGUUAUGUGCGUACGCCCCCGCACGCCAUGGCACGGGUAGAAGGGUGCGGCUGCCCCGUGCUCGACGGUGUACACAUACGCACGCGCGCGGCUGCUCGGCGUAAGGGUAGCAAUGGAUGGGGUGGCGGCGGCGGUGGCGUCGCGGCGUCCGUAACGAGAGUGCUCGGCAUUAUCGACCUGCACGCCACUUGAUUUGCCGCCGUCGCCGCUGCCGCUGCCGCUACCGCCGCCGCCGCUACCACCACCGUCACCAGCGUCGCUCAUUCACGUUCGUUGCGACCCUGUGCGCGACGAUCGCCACUACCAUCAAAAACACGAUCGCACACCCCGUCAGGUGUUCAAAGUUGUUAUAUUUUUAAGACGGGCAGGCACGUAGUUUUCACUCCGUGCCGUUAUUUUGAUUUUCCGCAGAUAUCAAUAUAGGUGCAGGAGCUGCUGAAAUUUCGAGUAGGUUCGGUGGUCACGCGUUGCAUGUGCCGAAAAUCCGAUGUCGUUUUCGCCGCCGUGACCGCGGUCGUUACCGCCUCCUCGCAGUGGACCGUCGCAGACGAUUCUUUCGGUUGCUGGCCGGGCGGUAGCGGGGCUAAGAACGACGAAGACGAAGACGACGACAACGACCGAGACGGAUACUGCUCUCUAUUAGUACUACUACCGAUUUCAUCAUGCCAAUGACGAUCGUGUGACUGCGGCUGUGGCCUCCUCUUCCGCCGCCACCGAGGACAUGAAACAGAAGAAGAAGAAAGAUGAACAGCCGUCUGCUGCUGAUGAACAGCAGCAGCUAUGCAACGGUGCUGGCGAACCGAGACCCAAAAAGUCGGCGCUGAAACGCACGGCGACCGGCAGCAGCUCCAAAGCAACAAAAUCAAGUAAGAACAAACGGCACGUGCAGUUCAACGAGAGCUUGAAUGUGUUCUUCGAGUCGGACUACGUGAUCGUUAUCCGUGAUGACGACUGCGAUUUCGACGAGGAAGACUUUGACUUUUGGUCGCAACAGCCUUGCAGUUGUGGUGACGAGUCAUGUUUUCAGCCAUGGCUGGACAAUGACGACGGUCGUGGCCGCGGGCUGCCGCCACUAGAUCCAUACGAAGAACAACCCGCCACGCUCAGUCCGCCGGAUGGCUACAAGGAUGGCUGUCCCAGGCACGUGCCACCAUCGUUGGACCAUCUGAAAUAUGCAGAUGAUGAUUUAACCACGAGAUAUAAUUCAGAUGUGAUGGAUCAUUGCAACGAUACGCAUGUGCCAUACAAUCCCAUUACCAAUUCUGCGGCUUAUUUCGAUGAUAAAAAUCAAAAAACUCGUUCCGAACUUUCAUCUCCACCACGAUUAAGUAAAGACGAACAACAGGAGCCGUUAAAAAAUCCGACUGCUGUUCAAGUGUCAAAACCAAAUUCAGUCUGUGAUACGAAUUCAAGUACAGCUCAACAACCCCGUUGUAUCGUAGAAACAAUAACUAUGACCACGGUUACCGAAAGACAGAUCGUACAAGAAACCAGACCUGUCGACGCGUCUAGUGUCGACGGCCCUAAGACCGACGAUUCGAAAGCGGGCACGGGAGACGCUCCUGCCACCACUAAUCCUGACGAAGGAUACGUGAUGAUCAAGUGUGGUAACAACACGGUGCUGUACAACAACCGGAACCCGAAUUCAGCGGUACGACAGCUGUUUCCGGCCACAAAAUUCGUGUGUCCGCCGACCCGGAUCAAGGAGACUGACGAUGCUAGGCUGCUGAACAAAUAUCUCAUCACGGAAGAGUCGCUCCGAGCGUUCGAUAGUCGGUCAAUGAAUGGCGUCUUGAGCGGUGGAGGUUUUAAAAGCGAGCCACACAGCGACGAUGACGAUGACGACACAUCGAACAGCCUGAUACGGCGAACCAUCGAGCGAAGCACUUUGAGGCGGAACACGUCGAAAAAGAAGAACGUCAACGACACCAAAGAGAUUUCGUUAAUCGAAAAGAUACGGAGGCUGACGUGCGAUAGCGACGAUGAUGCGGAUGACUCGGCCAACAGCAAGGUGGUAGCUAAGGAACAAGCUGCCGCUUACACGGUGCUGGUGCAGUGCGAGUCGAUGGCUCCGUCCACUACGACCACCACUCCUACGUAUAAGAAGCUUACCGAAUUGUUCGGUGGAGUUGGCAGCGGUGGCGGUGGCAGCGGACGGCACGAUCAACCGCUGCUGCCACCGACCGGUCCGCAACAAUCGGUGACCGGUUUCGGGGACCCGACCGGCAAGCCCGACGCCCUGGACCUGUGUGACGGUCACUCGGCCACCGGUAGCCGGGCAGCUGUGCGUUCGAUGGCUGGUGGCAAACCGUUUUUGUCCACGUUAGCCACGGCGUGCGUCACGGGCAACGUGCAUGGCGCGUCAAGCGGUAGCGGUGGCGGCGGCGGCAGCAUGCCGACGACCGGGCUAGCGCAACCGUCGCAGUGCCCGCAACCGGACGUGGUAGCCGGAACUCAAGUGCCCAGUUCGCACAGGCAGGAAGAACUUGCAGCGUUCGUGCAACAGGACUCGGGUCGCCUGGAGAAGAUCCGCAAGCAGUACAAGCCGCCCGCGGCCGAGGACGACGACGACGACGAGAAUGAUGAUUAUGGGUUCAAUCGACGGCCGGAAGUGCACGGCAUCCGAUCUGGGUUCUCGGCGCAGAUCAUGAUCAAGAACAACCCACAGCCACCGCAGCGGCCGCGCUCGUACUACGGUGACCCGACCAGGCAACCACCGCCCAUCGAGGUGCAGCCCGACUUCGUGCCGAGGUAUCCGGUAUCGGCAUCGGCGGCCGCGGUCCGGGCCCGUGUUCAAGGCGAAUCACGUGCGCCACCCCCUUACCCAGCCGCCUCCCAACGGUCCAUCAUCAGGGUGACGCACGGUCAACAACAGCAAACCAUCCGAGUGCCGUACCAAGCGGUCGGACCCGUGCAGGUUCACCUGUUGACCACGGCCGCUACGACCGCCUCAAACGUCGGCGGCCACGGUUCGCCACAUGUCCAGAUUCGGCACCCACCCAACGAGUACAUCGUGCAACAUGGCCACGCCAGGAUUCACCACGGCCAGCAGUUCGUCAUUGCCCGCGGCACCCAGACGGCAGCCAUAUCCACCACUCGAUACUACCAGCUGCCGCCGCCCCCGCCACCCAGCAUGCAGCAGCAGCAGUUACCGCAGCCGCAAUUACCACCGCAAGCUUUCCAGCCGACCGACGAAAACUCCUCGGCGCAGUUCAAACUGACGUCGCCUACCAGAGGAGUGGCCGGCAGCAAUAGACACGUUCAGCAACAGCUGCAUCAGCAGCAACAAGAGUUUGCCGAUCACAAUAAUUUACCUCCACCCGUAUCGCAAACACCCAAAAAUCCAGUGCUCUUUUACGGGAUGAACGUCUGAUGUUGUAUUCGUAUAUGGGAAAAAAUGUCUACAUCUCUAUACACAUAUAUUUAUGACGUUUCUAAUAUUCGUAUUCGUAUUUUCUAGUUAUUGUUGGUCUCCUACGUGUAGAAUAAUAACCGAAAUCCAAUUGAGUUUUUAUCGUUCUACUAUAGGCCAAACAAACAUGUAUUUCGAAUGUUUCAUAAACGUUAUAUUAUAUAGAGAUUAUUAUAAAUAAAUUUAUAUACAUAUAUAUAUAUACACACACAAAUAUAAAUAUACUACAAGUCUUCCAGAUUUGCAGACGAUUACAUAAAAAUAACACAUUUUUUUGGCAAAAUUCAAGAAAUAUAAACAUUAUCUAUAUAUGAUUAAGUCAAAAAGAAAAAAAAAUUAUAUAUAUAUAUAUAUAUACGACAUACGUACGCUUAAAGACAGCAUUUAUCGAAUUAAGUAUAUCAAUAAUGGUUCCAAUGAAAGUCAAAAAUAUUUUAUUUUUAUUGAAUCAAAUAAUAAUCAACACAUUUUUUCAAGACCACCGCUUCACGGGUUACAGCGCGAAGAAAUAUUACAAAUAAUAAUAUACGUUAUAUUAAACUAAAACAAAAGGUAAUUUUCGUGCCUACGAUUUGAUUGUGUAAAAGUAAUGAAAUUUAUUCAUACAUAUAAAUUAAUAAAUAUUAUAUAUACACACAAUCAAGUUA
This is a messenger RNA of Sipha flava (yellow sugarcane aphid), 4125 nucleotides long. RefSeq lists its product as uncharacterized. The record is from RefSeq and is a predicted model, not a curated record. Lineage: Eukaryota; Metazoa; Arthropoda; Insecta; Hemiptera; Aphididae. The transcript is spliced from 3 exons. The coding region runs from base 788 to 3439 and encodes 883 amino acids.